AUGAAAGCGUCGAGGAUAUCAGGUUGUCUUCAGGAUAUUGUAUGGCGCAAUAAAUAUCUAAACAUAAACAGCAAAGUUAGAAUAUAUAAGACAGCCAUUCGACCCAUCAUUACUUAUGCUGCGGAGACAAGACCAGAUACGGCAAGGACAACACAGAUGAUGAGUACGACAGAGAUGAGGAUAAUAAGGAGAAUACAUGGAAAGACUUUACUGGACAGGGUGAGAAACGAGGAACUAAGGGAAAGAAGCGGGAUUCAAGACGUGGGAAAGUUUGUGAGGCAGAGGAGAAAAUAUUGGAAUAAGCACAUAGAGAGAAUGUCGGACAACAGACUGGUGAAAGGAGCAAGGCAGAACAAACCCACGGGGAAGAGAACCCAGGGAAGACCACCGAAACGUUGGAAAGAAUGCUGGACGUCUACGUCGGAAGAGGCUGAUUAA
Molecule: messenger RNA, 438 nt
Organism: Harmonia axyridis
Lineage: Eukaryota; Metazoa; Arthropoda; Insecta; Coleoptera; Coccinellidae
Exons: 1
Coding region: 1-438 (145 amino acids)
Source: RefSeq, a predicted model, not a curated record